AUGUUGAAAAAGAAGGAAACUCUCACCAUCAUCACGCCUAUCCCGGGCUUCAUCCCGAGACAGCUCGCCAUCGAUCUUCUUCACUCCCAUGGUGAAAUCAUCACCCUCAACCCGCUAGUUCUCAGCCACAAACCCAUCCCCGCUCCUCGCAAUGCCGCCUCCGACGAGUACUACAGCACCUGGUACGAAAUCACAGAGCGCAUCCAGUACAUCCCCGGUUUGGGAAAGAUAGGAUCCGGAAAGCUUACAUUUAAUGGUUGCUUCCAUGAUAUGCCAUGGGGCAUGCAGUCGCAUAUAUAUAUUCCUCUUGGCAUCGAUAUGAGGAACAAGUACCGCAUCAUGGGCAACCAGCCCGGCAUUGAACCUCCAGAGCAGCCCGAACUUGGUCUUGAGAAGCUUGGCGCACCAAAGGAGGGCCUUUAUUUGCGUACAGAUGUCGAACUCAAAGCGAAUAUUACUCUAAUGGGGUUUGUCAAGGCCGAGUCGAGGAAAGCCAGUGUUGACAUGGUUAACCGUAUGGUCAAAAAGGCCGAGCUUCUCGAUGCUGGUUUGUUGAAAGCCAUGUUCCAAGAUGGGAAGCUCAAGACCUACAACCCAAAUGAUCGAUCCGAGAGUAGUCAAGCCCGACAGCAGGCUCUGCAAAAUCCCUCCACUGGCCUACCAGACACUCAGCACGCUGUUCUCCAUCCUGGCACAGGACCUAUGACUCCAGGUCCGUCGUACCAGCAGCCGUAUGGAUAUCAACCCCAGAUGCAACCUCAGCGCUCGCCAACGUACCCAUACGCAACUCCCGACAAUACUGGAUCUCAGUACCCCCAAAGUCCCUAUGUCUAUUCAGCUCAAACACCUCCACCUGGCAGCCAAUACCCAGGUCACACACCUCCACCCGGCGCGCAGUACCAGCAGCAACAACCACCACCAGUACCUCCCAAGACCAACAUCCAGAGCUUCCCCAUGGAACUCCCUGGUGACUACUACCACCCACAACAGUCCCCCGGUCUUCAGCCAAGUCCCGGCCACCCACCCAGCAACUUCCGCAACUCAACAGGAUCCUAUGAUCCAAGGUGGUCACAGUCCACCACCGAAUCGCACCGCAACAGCGCGCACUCGCAAUCCACAGGUGGUUAUCAAUCGCCUGCGCCGGGACAUCAGAGUUUUGCAGCAGAACUGCCUUCUCAUAACGAGACGAAGGAGGAAUAUAGACAUUAA
This is a messenger RNA of Fusarium venenatum, 1209 nucleotides long. RefSeq lists its product as uncharacterized. The record is from RefSeq and is a predicted model, not a curated record. NCBI's taxonomy places the organism in Eukaryota, Fungi, Ascomycota, Sordariomycetes, Hypocreales, Nectriaceae.